AUGGAUAUCGACAAAAUAUUCAAGGUUCCCAAGUUGCCUGCCGGCAGCAACAAACGAAGGAUGCCGGACAACCCAACGCCAGAAAUGCUGAAACGGAUGCGGAUGGAUACCGAUUCCUCAAGCGCUGCCACAUCCACCACCCCUCACGACACUUCUCGCGGGAAAGAUGGAUCGCGUGCAGCUAGCGUUCGAGACGAGGAAGAUGAGGAGGACAAAUUGGGAGGCGAGUUCGCCCCUGGAGGAGAUGCUGACUAUUUUGCAGAGGAAGAUGAGGAGGGUAGGUUCUAUGGAGGCGGCUUGACGAAAGAGCAGAAGGAUAUAUUGAACAUAUUCGACAAGGCUGGCGGCGAGGACGUACGACAAGAUCUCGAUGAAAUGACCGUUCCUGGUGUGCGCAGACUGCUACUGCGAUUUGAGCGCGCUGUAAGCAAAAACCAAGACCAAAGAUCAAAAUAUCCGGAUGACCCAACAAAAUUUAUUGACUCCGAAGCCGACCUGGAUGCUGCCAUUAAAGCUUUGUUGCCCCUUGCACAGAAUCCUAUCAUAUCUUAUUCAGAACUUGUGAAAACAGGCUCUCUGGCAUUACUAAUAGGCCUACUCAGCCACGAAAAUGCGGACAUCGUCAUUGACGUUGUAGAAGUAAUCCAUGAGUUGACAGACGAGGAUGUAGGGAACGAGGCAGAGGAGGAUGAGGAGAGUGAAGGAUCAAGAGACGAGGCACUGAAGGUUCUCGUGGAGAGCCUGCUGGAGAAUUCCAUUUUCGAGCUACUUGCCGACAACUUGCGUCGUUUGAACGAGGAUGAGGAGUCUGAUAGGCAGGGCGUUUUCCACGUAUUAGGUAUCUUCGAGAAUAUUCUCGGUUAUAAUGCCGAACUAUCCUCUCGGCUGGUAUCCAAGACCACGAUUCUUCAAUGGCUAUUGAAUCGGAUUGAGUUUAAGACCUAUGAUGAGAACCGCGGUUAUGCCGCUGAACUACUGUCCAUUCUCCUACAAAAUCGCCGAUCUAAUCGUUUGGACUUGGGUUCUCAAAAUGGCGUGGAGAUCAUUCUGAAAGUUCUGUCACAAUACAGGAGGAAAAAUCCAGCAGAUGCAGAGGAGACAGAGUUCAUGGAAAAUGUCUUCGAUUCGCUCUGUUCCGCGCUGGGUGAGCCCGAAAUCAAGAAGCAAUUCCUUGAUUGUGAGGGAGUCGACCUAAUGGUACUAAUGAUGAAGGAUAAGAUGCAGUCGCGGUCACGAUCUAUCAAAGUUUUGGAUUAUGCCAUGUCUGGCCCAUCGGGCACAGCCUCAUGCGAGACUUUCGUGGAGGCACUGGGAUUGAAGACACUGUUCUCCACAUUCAUGGGCAAGCCUCCAAAGAAACAUAAGGGCCAUGCAGUAGCACCAGCUUCAGAAGACACUUCCCACUCCCUUGGUAUCAUCUCCUCACUGUUCACCAACCUCCCUUCCGACUCCCCGGUUCGAAUUCGUCUCUUGGCGAAAUUCGUGGAGAACGGCUAUGAGAAAGUGGAGAAGCUGCUUGAGGUCAGGGAUGCCGCACAAACACGAUUGAAAACGGUCGAGAAACAGAUCGAGAAUGAAAGGAAGGGUAUGGUUGCCGAAGGCGAAGAAGUCGGCACAGACGAGGAAGACAUGUGGUACCUACAACGUCUUAAUGGGGGUUUGUUCACAAUGCAAACUACGGACUACAUACUCGCAUGGAUAGCGAUGGAGGACGACGGGAUCCGGGCGCAUAUACAACAAAUGCUCAGUCGUCGAGACAAGUCGCUCAAAGACAUCGUGAAGACGUUACAUAUAUACCAUGACAACGUCAACGAGGACGAAAUGCAGGACGACGGCAUGUCGCGACGGGAGAUUCUGCGCAAUCUCAUAGCCUUCCUGGAUGCAUGUUAA
Molecule: messenger RNA, 1890 nt
Organism: Sparassis crispa
Lineage: Eukaryota; Fungi; Basidiomycota; Agaricomycetes; Polyporales; Sparassidaceae
Product: Beta-catenin-like protein 1 homolog
Exons: 11
Coding region: 1-1890 (629 amino acids)
Cellular component (GO): spliceosomal complex
Source: RefSeq, a predicted model, not a curated record